Molecule: messenger RNA, 402 nt
Organism: Linum trigynum
Lineage: Eukaryota; Viridiplantae; Streptophyta; Magnoliopsida; Malpighiales; Linaceae
Source: the annotation of a GenBank genome assembly
AUGACGACGACAGAUCAACGGAAGCUCCAAAAGCCGGGAAUCGACAUCGACAUCGACAGGCUCAGCUCCCUACCGGAAGAUGUCCUCGCCCACAUCCUCUCUUCCCUGCCGACCAAGUACGCCGUCGGCACCGCCGUCCUUAGCCGGCGGUGGAAGAAUCUCUGGACCAAGGUUUCCAAUCUCGAUCUCUACUAUAGCUUGCUCAACCAGCCUCCUGACUUCCACUAUAAAUUGCUAAAAAUCCACUAUUAUACCAAGGGAAAAGCACCCGCCAAUGCGUAUCAUGCUAAACAGACUAGAGAUUUGGCAUUCUCCCGCUUCAUGGACAGGAUUCUCAGCCAACUCCCAAAUCUCAAUUCCCUGAGACGUUUUCGUCUGCGCUUUUCAGUGGACUACUGCUAG